Cyprinodon variegatus (sheepshead minnow) is the source of this 1621-nucleotide messenger RNA. RefSeq names its product aldehyde dehydrogenase 1 family member A3 (gene aldh1a3). Gene Ontology annotation, molecular function: aldehyde dehydrogenase (NAD+) activity. Lineage: Eukaryota; Metazoa; Chordata; Actinopteri; Cyprinodontiformes; Cyprinodontidae. The record is from RefSeq and is a predicted model, not a curated record. The transcript is spliced from 13 exons. The coding region runs from base 36 to 1571 and encodes 511 amino acids.
AGAGACUCAUACCUGCUCCAGACUGGGACCUAAGCAUGGCACAGGAGGGGGGGACAGGCAACGGAGUGGCAGACAAGAUCCCAGCUUCAGAUCUACCUCAGCCUGUCAAAGUCCAGCAGGUCAGACACACCAAGAUUUUCAUCAACAACGAGUGGCACACGUCAAUCAGUGGAAGGACGUUCCCCACUCUGAACCCAGCAACUGGGGACACCAUCUGUCAGGUCCAAGAAGGAGACAAAGAGGAUGUGGAUGAAGCGGUCGCAGCAGCCAGAGCGGCCAUGCAGCACGGCUCUGCUUGGCGGAGGAUGGGGCCGUCACGCCGAGGGAGGUUACUGCACAGACUGGCAGACCUGGUGGAGAGAGACCGGCUGCUGCUCGCGACCUUGGAGAGCCUGGACACGGGGAAACCGUUCCUCCAGGCUUUCUUCAUUGACCUGGAAGGCAGCAUUGAAACUCUGCGUUACUACGCAGGCUGGGCCGACAAGAUUCAUGGCAGGACGGUUCCUGUGGAUAAAACCUUCAUGUCCAUAACCAAACAUGAACCUGUUGGCGUCUGUGGAGCCAUAAUUCCAUGGAACUUCCCCCUGUUGAUGCUCAUGUGGAAGAUUGCUCCAGCGUUGAGUUGUGGAAACACCGUGGUCGUUAAACCUGCAGAGCAGACCCCCCUUACAGCUCUACACAUCGGGUCACUGAUCAAAGAGGCAGAGUUCCCUCCUGGAGUUGUUAACAUCGUUCCAGGGUUUGGAUCCACAGCCGGGGCAGCCAUUGCCAUCCAUGGUGGAAUCGAUAAAGUGGCCUUCACUGGCUCCACGGAGGUCGGACAGCUGAUCAAAGAGGCUGCAGCUAAAAGUAACUUGAAGAGGGUAACUUUGGAGCUGGGAGGAAAGAAUCCCUGCAUUGUGUUUGAUGACUGUGACUUGCAGCUGGCUGUGGAGGAGAUUCAGAAAGGAGCUUUUUACAACCAAGGCCAGUGCUGCACAGCUGCUUCACGGGUCUUUGUGCAGGAAAGCAUUUAUGAAGAGUUUGUGCGUCUUAGCGUAGAAAAGGCCAAGAAGAUCGUCAUAGGAGACCCUCUGGACCCACGGACAACACACGGGCCUCAGAUUGACCAACGACAGUUUGACAAAAUUAUGGACCUGAUAGAGAGUGGGAAAAAAGAAGGAGCUAAGCUGGAAUACGGAGGAGGCGCUGUGGGUGAAAAAGGCCUCUUCAUUCAACCCACCAUCUUCUCGGAGGUCAAAGACAGCAUGAGGAUCGCCAAGGAAGAGAUCUUUGGUCCUGUGCUUUCUUUAUUCAGCUUUAAGAGCCAACAGGAAGCUGUAGAGAGAGCAAACGACUCCCGUUACGGCCUGGUGUCCGCAGUGUUCACAACCAGCAUGGACAGAGCUCUGUCUGUCUCUGGAGCCAUGGAGACAGGAACUGUGUGGAUAAACUGCUACAACGCCCUGCAUGUUCAGACGCCGUUUGGAGGAUACAAGAUGUCGGGAAAUGGACGAGAGCUAGGAGAAUAUGCGCUGGCAGAAUACUCCGAGGUAAAAACCGUGACCUUCAAGAUGAAUCCAACCAUGUGAGACGAACUCAGAGAGUCCGCCUCCACGUCUUCCACCAUUCCUUAUACUGA